Molecule: messenger RNA, 370 nt
Organism: Pocillopora meandrina
Lineage: Eukaryota; Metazoa; Cnidaria; Anthozoa; Scleractinia; Pocilloporidae
Source: the annotation of a GenBank genome assembly
AUGGUUCCGCAGCCCAGAGAAGCUUCAGAAGCACUCCUAGAUAGCGACGAAGGAGUUAAAAGAGCGAAGAUUACGGUUGGAGCAGCUGUCGUGCAAAAAAAUUUUUGGUGUUUCCUGUUUCAACGUUAUCCUAAAUGGGAUCGGCUGCGAAGAUUAGUCGCGUGGCUUAUUCGUGUUUUUACACAGGCUUACACAUCCAAAAUUUCGGGCUGAACGAAACACAAGUUCAAAUAUAGAGUUGAAGCUCAGUCCCACCCCUUUAUCAGUGCCCGAAGUGACUGAAGCAGAGAAGAGGAUUGUGAAGGUUGUACAGAGACAUUCAUUUCCUAUAGACAUUGACAAGUCAGUGAUAACAGAUCGACUCGCCUGA